AUGAAUGCAGAUAUAGAAAAAGAACGAUUGAGACCUAUUCGACGUCAUGGGUGUAGUGACAUACAACUUUAUUAGGCAGUAAGUUGGAUAUAUACAGUUUUCGAUAUGAUUAUAUCUUUUAUGAUUGCAUUUUUAAUGGAUGAAGGAGUCAAGGUUGUUAAUGCUAAUUUAAGAAUUUAGGAAUUUAUGUUGAUUGUCCUUACUAUUCUAACAAUGGGUAUCAUCUAUACUUGCUUAAGAGCUACACUUAUAGAUCCUACUGAUAGUAUUGUCUUAAAGGAAUAAAACUUUAAAUUGAAAGGGUGCAUCAUCAUAUUUAUUUUUAGAUUGGAAUUUAAGACAGACCUUAAGACUUAUUGUUUAGUAUGUUAAGCACAUGUAAUGGAAAAGUCUAAGCAUUGUUUUAGUUGUAAUAAGUAACAUAUUAAAUAAUAAGGUGUGUUGAAGUAUUUGAUCAUCAUUGUAUUUGGUUAAAUAAUUGCAUAGGCAUUAAGAACUACAACUAUUUUUUUAUAUUGGUGAUCCUACUUGUCAUUUUCAAAUGCUUAAGAAUUAUACAAGAUAUUCUUCUUUUACUGAAUUAUGCCUUUUAAAUUCUUGCUCUUAUAAGUAUUAUUCUUGAUCCUCCAAUCCUUUUUGUUCUUUCUUAUUUAUUGGGAAUGCACCUAUUCUUUAAGUAAGCCAUCAAAUCUAAAUGAAGGUACAAAGGUAUUUCGACCUAUGAUUGGAUUAAGAUGAAAAAAGACAAAGAGAAAUUGAAGGUAUAGUAAUAGCAAUAAUUACCAAAAAUGAAUGAAAGUGCAGGUUAUGGAUAAUUGUUAUCUACUUCUAAACGUUUUGAUCUCAAAUCCUCUUUGUCUAAUAAAACAGAUAACAAAGUUCCUUAAUAAAACUUCUUCCCAAAACCUUUACCUCUAUAGGUUUCUAAGAAUUAGAAUCUUUCAGGUCCUUAAGUUACUUAAUUAUAAAGUAUUUUUACUAAUAAGCCUACAUCCCCAAAUAAUAAUGAAUAAUUAAGAAAGGAAUAUGAAGAAGUAGAUGGAAGAUAAAUAUUUAAUAAGGUAAUUGCUGAGGAUAGUGAACCAUAAUAGAAUAGUGAUUCAAGGAAUGAAGAAAAUGAUCAUGAAAUUGAUAAUGAAAUUGAAAUAGAAAUUUAAAAUAAAAAUGAACAAUCUGAAAAAGAAUAAAAUUGA
Paramecium primaurelia is the source of this 1193-nucleotide messenger RNA. The record is from the annotation of a GenBank genome assembly. NCBI's taxonomy places the organism in Eukaryota, Ciliophora, Oligohymenophorea, Peniculida, Parameciidae.